UCUUGACUGAUUUAACCUUACCUAACAAUCAUUUACUGCGUGGUUAUAUUUUAGUCCUGUCUGUUCGGAGUAGCUAUUAGCUGCUGGUGAACGGAAGUAAAAUCCUGUCAAAUAAAAGCGUACAGAAUUAUUAUGUAAAAUAUUUUUCUUCAAAAUAGUUAGCAUCCUAGGAAUUGUCUGUAUUUAUUUAUUUUGUUUUAAUUAUUAUGCCGAAUGUAAGGUUUGAAUAGCUCUUUCUUAGUUGCACAUAGUUUAAAGUUGUAUUUUGAACCGGAAGUGCUAAACUUCUAUCAUGGGCACCAAAGUAAUCGUGGGCUGCACUGUAUUGUACACGUUGCUGGACAGUGUUAUCACCACUGUCCUUUACAUACAUGGAUCACACCUGACCACAUUCACAAAUGAUAUCCUGGACUUUAACAUCCUGCGGUCUGCCUUGGACCUUUGGGGGCUCAUGCUGCUCAGAGUCUCCCUCUUAUUGGGAGCCUCCAUAGGGGUGUCAUGGAACAAAGGGGAUGGCACAUCAAGAGUGGCAAAAGCCACCACUUUCAUUCUCCUCAUCUGCAUGAUUGUCAUCACCUACUCCCUGGCUAAGCUGCUGAUGCUGACUGAAGUGAAACCUCUGAACCACCAACCAUGGUUCCUGAGCCUCAUAUGUUGGACCUGUGCCUCCUCUCUGGGUGUUGUGCUUUUCUGGAAGAAGCUUGGGAAGGAGUCCAACUCAGUGAGCAAUCUCAACAGCAGCAGCCGCAGUGGAGGAGGAAGGGGCGCAGAGGACACUGAGAAGCUGGUGGAGACAGCUGGUGAGGAGGAUGAGGAAGGAGAGGAGGGGAGGCAGAAGAAGACCAGCUCUGGGGCUACUCUGGGACGCCUGCUCACCUACUGCAAAAAUGAUGCUAGCCUGCUUUCUGUUGCUGUUCUGUUCCUCCUCAUCUCUGCAGUCUGUGAAGCCUUCAUUCCUUACUACUAUGGGCAGGCCAUAGACAGUAUUGUGCUUCACCAGAGCAUGGAAUACUUUGUUAAACCAGUGAUCACACUGGCAGCACUGGCUUUGGUAAGUUCACUUGCCAUGGGAGUGCGAGGAGGAGUUUUCACCCUGACAUUUGCAAGAUUAAACCUUCGACUCAGGAGUCACCUCUUCAGAACUCUGAUGAGGCAGGAAAUCGGCUUUUUUGAUGAAAACCAUACUGGCGACAUCAUUUCACGCCUGUCCGCUGACACCACCCAGGUGAGCGACCUCAUCUCCCAAAAUAUCAAUAUCUUCUUGCGGAGCAUCAUCAAGGGUGCCGGCUUCUUCGUCUUUAUGUUCGGGAUGUCAUGGAAACUCACACUGGUUACCAUUAUGGGAUUCCCUUUCAUCGCCUUUGUCUCCAAACUUUAUGGCGAAUACUACAAGAAACUGACCAAGGAAGUGCAAACAACCCUUGCAGAGGCUAAUAAAGUUGCAGAAGAAACCAUCUCCUCUAUGAGGACGGUGCGCAGCUUUGCCAAUGAGAACGGAGAAGCCGACUCCUACUGCGCCAAGCUCUUAGUCAUGUUCCAGCUCAACAAAAAACAGGCCCUGGCCUAUGCUUGCUACAUGUGGACCAGUUGUAUUUCAGAGCUUGCUCUUGAGGUUGCUAUCCUUUACUACGGAGGCCAUCUUGUGGUCACUGGUCAGAUGAGCAGUGGUGCCUUGAUUUCUUUUUUCAUAUACAUGCUGGAGCUGGGAGAGUGUCUUGAGAGCAUUGCGUCAGUGUACACUGGACUCAUGCAGGGAGUUGGAGCUGCUGAGAAGGUUUUCGAGUAUCUGGACAGGAAACCCAAACACCCAGCUGAAGGCACAGAGGCUCCAGAGACAUGCUGUGGACUGGUUGAAUUUAAAGACAUCACUUUUGCUUACCCAACACGCCCAGAGACCGAUAUCCUCAAGGGAGUGUCAUUCACUCUGAGGCCUGGAGAGGUGACCGCCCUGGUUGGGCCUUCAGGCAGUGGAAAGAGCUCCUGUGUGAGUCUGCUGGAAAAUUUCUACCUUCCUCAGCAAGGCCAAGUGCUGCUGGAUGGACAGCCUGUUAACAUCUUCCAGCAUGACUACCUCCACUCCAAGGUGGCUUUGGUGGGCCAAGAACCAGUACUGUUUGCCCGGACAGUUAAGGAGAACAUUGCCUAUGGAUUGACAGACGUCUCCAUGGAGGCUGUAGUGCAGGCUGCCACCAAGGCUAAUGCUCAUGAGUUUAUCACUGCACUGCCUGAAGGCUAUGACACAAGUGUUGGAGAGAAGGGCACACAGUUGUCUGGUGGACAGAAACAGAGAGUGGCCAUUGCACGAGCUCUCAUCCGCAACCCACGUGUCCUUAUCCUGGACGAAGCCACCAGCGCUCUGGAUGCAGAAAGUGAACACACUGUUCAGCAAGCUCUGAGCAACAUAAUACACGAGCACACAGUGUUGGUGAUCGCCCACAGGCUCAGUACAGUGGAGAAAGCAGAUAACAUAAUCGUGAUCGACAAGGGUCAUGUAGCUGAAGAGGGUUCUCAUAAUCAGCUGAUGGCCAGCGCCGGGCUCUACUGCAAGCUGGUGCAGAGGCAGGUGCUGGGCAUGGAGACCGGGGAAGAGGUCCUCAACCCAUCUGAAAACCUCCAGAGGAAUUCUGAUAAAAGACGUCGACGUAGAAGACAAAGCGACAGCAGUAGCAGCGAAUCUGAGAUCAAUGUGCGGUACUCUAUCAUGGGCACCAAAGUAAUCGUGGGCUGCACUGUAUUGUACACGUUGCUGGACAGUGUUAUCACCACUGUCCUUUACAUACAUGGAUCACACCUGACCACAUUCACAAAUGAUAUCCUGGACUUUAACAUCCUGCGGUCUGCCUUGGACCUUUGGGGGCUCAUGCUGCUCAGAGUCUCCCUCUUAUUGGGAGCCUCCAUAGGGGUGUCAUGGAACAAAGGGGAUGGCACAUCAAGAGUGGCAAAAGCCACCACUUUCAUUCUCCUCAUCUGCAUGAUUGUCAUCACCUACUCCCUGGCUAAGCUGCUGAUGCUGACUGAAGUGAAACCUCUGAACCACCAACCAUGGUUCCUGAGCCUCAUAUGUUGGACCUGUGCCUCCUCUCUGGGUGUUGUGCUUUUCUGGAAGAAGCUUGGGAAGGAGUCCAACUCAGUGAGCAAUCUCAACAGCAGCAGCCGCAGUGGAGGAGGAAGGGGCGCAGAGGACACUGAGAAGCUGGUGGAGACAGCUGGUGAGGAGGAUGAGGAAGGAGAGGAGGGGAGGCAGAAGAAGACCAGCUCUGGGGCUACUCUGGGACGCCUGCUCACCUACUGCAAAAAUGAUGCUAGCCUGCUUUCUGUUGCUGUUCUGUUCCUCACCAUGUCUGCAGUCUGUGAAGCCUUCAUUCCUUACUACUUUGGGAAGGCCAUAGACAGUAUUGUGCUUCACCAGAGCAUGGAACACUUCGCUAAACCAGUGAUCACACUGGUAAUACUGGCUAUGGUAAGUUCAUUUGCCAUAGGAGUGCGAGGAGGAGUUUUCACCCUGACAUUUGCGAGAUUAAACCUUCGACUCAGGAGUCACCUCUUCAGAACUCUGAUGAGGCAGGAAAUCGGCUUUUUUGAUGAAAACCAUACUGGCGACAUCAUUUCACGCCUGUCCGCUGACACCACCCAGGUGAGCGACCUCAUCUCCCAAAAUAUCAAUAUCUUCUUGCGGAGCAUCGUCAGGAGUGCCGGCUUCUUCGUCUUUAUGUUCGGGAUGUCAUGGAAACUCACACUGGUUACCAUUAUGGGAUUCCCUUUCAUCACCUUUGUCUCCAAUCUUUAUGGCGAAUACUACAAGAAACUGGCCAAGGAAGUGCAAACAACCCUUGCAGAGGCUAAUAAAGUUGCAGAAGAAACCAUCUCCUCUAUGAGGACGGUGCGCAGCUUUGCCAAUGAGAGCGGAGAAGCCGACUCCUACUGCGCCAAGCUCUUAGUCAUGUUCCAGCUCAACAAAAAACAGGCCCUGGCCUAUGCUUGCUACAUGUGGACCAGUUGUAUGUCAGAUUUUGCUCUUGAGAUUGCUCUUCUUUACUACGGAGGCUAUCUUGUGGUCACUGGUCAGAUGAGCAGUGGUACCUUGAUUUCUUUUGUCCUAUACAUGCUGGAGCUAGUAGAGUGUCUUGAGAGCAUUGCGUCAGUGUACACUGGACUCAUGCAGGGAGUUGGAGCUGCUGAGAAGGUUUUCGAGUAUCUGGACAGGAAACCCAAACACCCAGCUGAAGGCACAGAGGCUCCAGAGACAUGUUGUGGACUGGUUGAAUUUAAAGACAUCACUUUUGCUUACCCAACACGCCCAGAGACCGAUAUCCUCAAGGGAGUGUCAUUCACUCUGAGGCCUGGAGAGGUGACCGCCCUGGUUGGGCCUUCAGGCAGUGGAAAGAGCUCCUGUGUGAAUCUGCUGGAAAAUUUCUACCUUCCUCAGCAAGGCCAAGUGCUGCUGGAUGGACAGCCUGUUAACAUCUUCCAGCAUGACUACCUCCACUCCAAGGUGGCUUUGGUGGGCCAAGAACCAGUACUGUUUGCCCGGACAGUUAAGGAGAACAUUGCCUAUGGAUUGACAGACGUCUCCAUGGAGGCUGUAGUGCAGGCUGCCACCAAGGCUAAUGCUCAUGAGUUUAUCACUGCACUGCCUGAAGGCUAUGACACAAGUGUUGGAGAGAAGGGCACACAGUUGUCUGGUGGACAGAAACAGAGAGUGGCCAUUGCACGAGCUCUGAUCCGCAACCCACGUGUCCUUAUCCUGGACGAAGCCACCAGCGCUCUGGAUGCAGAAAGUGAACACAUUGUUCAGCAAGCUCUGAACAACAUAAUACACGAGCACACAGUGUUGGUGAUCGCCCACAGGCUCAGUACAGUGGAGAAAGCAGAUAACAUAAUCGUGAUCAACAAGGGUCAUGUGGCUGAAGAGGGUUCUCAUAAUCAGCUGAUGGCCAGCGCCGGGCUCUACUGCAAGCUGGUGCAGAGGCAGGUGCUGGGCAUGGAGACCGGGGAAGAAGUCCUCAACCCAUCUGAAAACCUCCAGAGGAAUUCUGAUAAAAGACGUCGACAUAGAAGACAAAGCAACAGCGGUAGCAGCGAAUCUAAGAUCACUAUGUGGUGCUAAGAACAGUAAUGUGUGGAAGCAAGACUGGACAUCUGGAUGGGUGCCAGCUGUUUAGGUUGAAUCUUGUGUGUGAAUGUAGGAAAUAAUUUAAACCUUGAAACACUCAAGUCUAGGAUUUUGUAUAUUUUAAAGGGACAUUGUGUAACAAAUACUUCCUGAACACUGAAAUUGUGUGUCACAUUUUAACAUAUAGUACCUCAUAAAGCUUUCAUGAAAGCAUGUCAUCUGAUAGUUCAUGGAGUGCUCAUUCAGGUGAAGAACUUCCCUCUGGAUCAUAAUUGGUCAGGGGGAAAACCUCUGGUGGAUGGAAAUUCCCUGUCAGAUAUUGUUCCUCUGUGUUUAGAAGGAAGAGUGGUUGUCACAGGAGGAACGGAUCUUGAAGGAGAAACUGGCCUCGACACAGCACUGGGUUUUUGCCACAGUAAAAUCCUUCCCACCAGCUUUUAGCCUGGCUUUACUGCAACUGAAAGCUGGUGUUUACCGUGACUAUGAAAGCGACUGAAACCAUGUAAACAUACACUUCUGUAACAACAAGGCUGGUGUAUUUUAGAAGAAACUACCGUUAUGCUGCCCAUGGUAACGAGCAGCACUAACAAAACCAAAUUAAAAAACGUUAGCUUUAGGCCCAUUUAGGCAGUACCACAGACUUGUUGAGGAGAAAGCUGCAUCCCUUUUAAAAUCUUUCUCCUUCUUGAGCUCCUUUUAACUGGGGAAGGCUAGCGCGAUGUUGAUCCUCUUUUUUUUCUAUCAUCUGGUCAUGCUGCCUUUUAAGUGUCUUUUUUUGCUCUUUUUGGCGAUGGUGAAACCGACUCGUGCGCUACUGCUGCAUAUGCAUGGUCCUAACAGAUUUUCCAAUUUGCUGGAAAACUUCCAACUUCUCUUCUUUCGCUGCAUCUCAAUCAUUGUGUGCUGGUACACAGUGAUUCCGAGUUGGUGCUAUUUGUUCCUUUCAGGCAGCUGUAGUUUCAAGAUGGCAGACCGUCGUGGUGCUUCCCUACCUGCUCAUCCGUCAUAUGUAUGAACAAAUUGAAAAUAAUUCGUUUACGAGAAUGUGUCAGAUCAUCACCAAUGUAUAUACACACACACAUGCAGACAUUGAUAUUACCAGUAAACAACAGAAAAUGUUGCACAAUGUGCCUUUAAUAAGGAAUCCGUUUAAAUAGUAAUGCUUGCUUACUUAAAUUGUAUUGUUUUUUUAAUUUCUCUUAAAAGUGGUGGGAUGCGCUAAAAGUAAGACAGCUGUGUUUGGACUAAAUGCUAAGAUCUCUGAUUAUUAAUUAUAAAAUCAUAAGAAGUCAGUUAAUGACACUAAAGAUGCACAAUGUAAUUGUGUUAAAUACUGUAAAUGAAAUAUGCACAUUGAUUGUUGUAAUAAAUAUACAAUUUAUAUUC
Melanotaenia boesemani (Boeseman's rainbowfish) is the source of this 6499-nucleotide messenger RNA. It is a transcript of the gene abcb9, whose product is annotated as ATP-binding cassette, sub-family B (MDR/TAP), member 9. The coding region runs from base 293 to 5107 and encodes 1604 amino acids. The record is from RefSeq and is a predicted model, not a curated record. NCBI's taxonomy places the organism in Eukaryota, Metazoa, Chordata, Actinopteri, Atheriniformes, Melanotaeniidae. The transcript is spliced from 22 exons. Gene Ontology annotation, cellular component: lysosomal membrane. Gene Ontology annotation, biological process: peptide transport; transmembrane transport. Gene Ontology annotation, molecular function: ABC-type oligopeptide transporter activity; ATP binding; ATP hydrolysis activity.